GAAUGCGUUUGGCUCUGGCUGAUGCUGGUGACACUAUUGAAGAUGCCAACUUCGUGGAAGCAAUGGCAGACGCAGGUAUUCUCCGUCUAUACACCUGGGUGGAAUGGGUGAAGGAAAUGGUUGCCAACUGGGACAGUCUAAGAAGUGGUCCUGCCAGCACUUUCAAUGAUAGAGUUUUUGCCAGUGAAAUGAAUGCAGGAAUUAUAAAAACAGAUCAAAAUUAUGAAAAGAUGAUGUUUAAAGAAGCUUUGAAAACAGGAUUUUUUGAGUUUCAGGCUGCAAAAGAUAAAUACCGUGAAUUGGCCAUAGAAGGGAUGCAUAGAGAACUUGUGUUCCGGUUUAUUGAAGUUCAGACUCUUCUCUUGGCUCCAUUCUGUCCACAUUUGUGUGAGCACAUCUGGAUGCUCCUGGGAAAGCCUGACUCAAUUAUGAAGGCCUCAUGGCCUGUGGCAGGUCCUGUGGAUGAAUCCUUGAUACGUUCUUCACAGUAUCUCAUGGAAGUAGCACAUGACCUUAGACUACGUCUCAAGAACUAUACAAUGCCACCUAAAGGGAAGAAGACUGACAAGCAGCCACCUCAGAGGCCCUCGCAUUGUACCAUCUAUGUGGCGAAGAACUAUCCACCUUGGCAGCAUACUGCCCUGUCCAUUCUGCGAAGCCACUUUGAGGCCAACAGUGGAAAAUUGCCUGAUAACAAAGUCAUUGCUAGUGAACUUGGUAAUUUGCCAGAAUUGAAGAAAUACAUGAAGAAAGUUAUGCCAUUUGUUGCUAUGAUUAAGGAAAAUGUGGAGAAGAUGGGGCCUCGUGUUCUGGAUUUGCAAUUGGAGUUUGAUGAGCAGGCAGUACUUAUGGAAAAUAUAGUCUACCUGACUAAUUCCCUUGAGCUAGAACACAUAGAAGUCAAGUUUGCCUCUGAAGCAGAAGAUAAAGUCAGGGAAGACUGUUGUCCUGGGAAACCACUUAAUGUUUUUAGAACAGAACCUGGUGUGCCAAUUUCACUAGUAAAUCCCCAGCCAUCUAAUGGCCACUUUUCAAUCAAGAUUGAAAUCAGGCAAGGAGAUAACUGUGACUCCAUAAUCAGGCGUUUAAUGAAAAUGGACCGAGGAAUCAAAGACCUUUCGAAAGUGAAACUGAUGAGAUUUGAUGAUCCACUGUUGGGGCCUCGGCGCAUUCCUGUUCUGGGAGAAGAGCACACUGAGAAGACCUGCAUUUCUCAGAAUGCAGUUUUCCAUGUGGACCUCAACAGCAAGAAAAUUUAUCUCACUGAGAAUGGGCUACAGGCAGAUAUUGGAGAUACAAUUGUCUAUCUGGUUCAUUAAACUCAUGCAAACUGG
This is a messenger RNA of Castor canadensis (American beaver), 1334 nucleotides long. The record is from RefSeq and is a predicted model, not a curated record. Lineage: Eukaryota; Metazoa; Chordata; Mammalia; Rodentia; Castoridae.